Papaver somniferum (opium poppy) is the source of this 2789-nucleotide messenger RNA. RefSeq names its product leucine-rich repeat extensin-like protein 4. The transcript has a single exon. The record is from RefSeq and is a predicted model, not a curated record. NCBI's taxonomy places the organism in Eukaryota, Viridiplantae, Streptophyta, Magnoliopsida, Ranunculales, Papaveraceae. Gene Ontology annotation, molecular function: protein binding. Bases 50 to 2266 code for a protein of 738 amino acids.
AAAGGCUCUCACAGAAAGUUAUAAAACAAAAGGACAUCGGGCAUAGUAUAUGAUAGCACAUGUAGAGUGCAUUUUCCCAUACCACCACCACAAAAAAAUGCCUGUACCACCACCACCACCACCGCUUCUCAAGAUCUCCUUCUUCUGCUUGUCUCUUCUCCUCUCUUUCUCACUUCAGAUCUCUUCAGCUCAAGAUGACGGCGAAGAUGUUAUGGGUCUCGGUGCUUCAAUGGCUGUAGCUGAUCCAAAUGCACUCACAUUUGAGAAUCCCAGACUUAAACAAGCCUACAUUGCUCUCCAAGCAUGGAAAUCAACCGCAAUCUUCUCCGAUCCAUCCAACAUCACUUCGAACUGGGUCGGUCCCGAUGUAUGUUCAUACGGCGGUGUCUUUUGCGCGCCUUCUCUGUCCAAGCCAUCGGUUAGGGUCGUCGCCGGUAUCGAUCUCAACCACGCUGACAUCGCAGGUUACCUCGCGCCGGAGCUCGGGUUACUCACUGAUCUUGCGCUGUUUCAUAUCAACUCUAACCGGUUCUGCGGUAUCGUACCUCACACUUUUAGAAAUCUAAAGCUUCUUUUCGAGUUCGAUAUUAGUAAUAACCGAUUCGUGGGUGGCUUCCCUAAGGUGCUUCUAACUUUGCCUUUGCUCAAGUAUUUGGAUGUUAGAUUCAAUGAGUUUGAAGGCGCCAUUCCUCCUAAGCUCUUCGACCGGAACCUCGAUGCGAUCUUCUUGAAUGACAAUCGGUUCCGCCAUGGAAUCCCUGAAAACUUUGGUAACUCUCCUGUCUCUGUUGUUGUUCUAGCCAACAAUGAUCUUGGUGGUUGUAUUCCUGGAAGUAUUGGUAAGAUGGCUUACACAUUAAAUGAGAUCAUUCUGCUUAACGAUAACUUGACCGGAUGUAUUCCACCGGAGGUUGGUCUGUUGAAGGAAGUGACUGUAUUCGAUGUGAGCUUCAACAACUUGCAAGGAUCGCUUCCGGCAAGCAUUUCGCAGAUGAAGAGCGUUGAACAGCUUAAUGUUGCUCAUAAUAAACUUACCGGUUUUAUUCCGGCCGGUAUUUGUACUCUGCCAAGGCUGGAGAACUUUACUUACUCGUUCAAUUAUUUCACCGGUGAGGCGCCUCAAUGCGCGUCUUUGCCCGGAGGAGUGGUUUCUGACGGCAGUGCCAAUUGCAUUCCUUGGAAGGCUGAUAAAAGAAGUGCAAAGAUGUGUGCCUCUGAUGAUGCCACGCCUUAUGAUUGUACCAAGUCGUCUUGUUAUCGUGCUCCACCAGUAGUCCGACACCCACCACCUACCAAGUCGUCGCCUGAGGUGAAGAGACGUAGUCCCCCACCUCCACAAAUCAUUUACCAUUCUCCACCACCACCAGCCCAUAAAUCCUCACCUGUAAUUAGGCACCGUUCUCCACCACCUCCAGUAUACAGUUCUCCACCAACUCCAGUAUACACUUCUCCACCUCCUCCUACACACAAAUCCUCCCCCACCAUUUUCCACCGUCCUCCACCACCACCUUCACACGAAUACACCUACAAAUCCCCACCACCACCUUCACACGAGUAUACCUACAAAUCCCCACCACCACCUUCACCUGAAUACUCUUACAAAUCCCCACCACCACCAUCACAUGAAUACACCUACAAGUCCCCACCACCACCUUCCCCUGUAGUCUACCAUCCUCCUACACCAACAUCAUAUGCAUCACCACCCCCUCCAACUCAUCACGAGUCUCCUAAAACAUAUCCAGCAUCUCCUCCUCCACCUGCUGUGGUCACCCCACCAAUCUAUCAUCAGACACCACCAACGCACCCCAUUUACACACCACCUCCACCUAAAGAGGAAGGAAAGGUUUGCCCUCCCCCAACUGGUGAACCAAGCAAGCCCCCUACCUAUCCAUCAUCACCACCACCAACUGAUUACUCAUCUCCACCACCCCCACCAACUGAAUACACAUAUUCAUCUCCACCACCACCAACUGCACAUGUUUACCCAUCUCCACCAGUAUACACUUCUCCCCCUGCUCCAGUAUACGAAUCACCACCUCCAGUCUACAGUUCUCCCCCACCUCCAGUCUACAGUUCUCCACCUCCUCCAGUCUACAGUUCCCCACCACCACCAGUAUACAGCUCUCCACCACCUCCAGUAUACAGCUCUCCACCUCCACCAGUUUACAGCUCCCCGCCACCUCCACUAUUCGAUAACAUACCCCUGCCACCAAUUGUAGGCGUGUCAUACGCUUCACCACCUCCUCCUGUAAUUCCUUACUAUUGAUAAAUCUUUCCUAAACCAACCUUUUACCUCUCUGUAAUUUUUUUGUUCUAUUUGUUAUUUGAGAAAACAAAAAGAAAAAGACAUUAUUAUUUGAUUGCAAAUUUUUACUACUCGAAUACACACACACACGAAAGAACUGAAUGAUGGCGCAUUCGUAGGCAGAAUUAUGUGUAUGUGAUGAUAAUGUGUUUUUUCUACUAGAGAAUUAUUAUGUUUAUACGUAUAGUGUAAUUUAGCGGUGAACGGUGGUGGUAAUGGUGGUGGUGUCGAUGGUGCAGCUGUAUUAACGAGGCGGCAGGCCGGUCGGGCAAAUAAUGUUGUCAUUAGUUGUAAUAAUUACUUGGGUUGUGGCAUUUUUGUAAGGUUCUUUUGUGAGGGAUGGGUCUAAACACUGUAAUCAAUCGUCAAUUGAUCCUUGAUGUUUUUCAUUGAUUCUUUGUGCUUUUAUUUUCUUUUAUACUAAGCAGCAGCAUUGCAGCUGAAAUGCAUUGUAUCCAAACUUUUGCUUUUGCAAUUUUCUUUA